AAGAACUGCUGCUAGUAGGCAAAAUCUGUUUACCUUCCGAUUGGAGUAUGUUACAUAUAUCUACUGAUUAUUGCUAAGAAUGUGUCGUUGUGAUUAGAUAAGAAAUUAGUGAUAAUUAGUCAAGAAUAUAUAUGUAUAAUCUUUAAAUAAGAGAAGUUAAUAUUAUUCUCUUGAGAUAGUCGACUGUGCCACAUAUCGCAAAACAAUCUUAAACGCACUAUAUAUGUGAAUACAUAAAGACUUCUAAAGAAAUUUAGACAAUUGUCUUCGGCAGUACACACGAAUAAUUCGCUGCAUUGACACGUUUAGGAUUUGAAAAGCAAAAAUAUAAGAAAAAAUUAAUAGCGUUUUUCGGAUAAUUUUAAUAAAAAUGUGUGUGAUAUUUUUUUACGUCAACUCAAAUCCAACCUCCGGUGGUUAUAAGCUUAUUCUAGCUUCAAAUCGGGAUGAAUAUUUCGCUAGAGAUACACAAGAUGCAGCAAAGUGGGCUAACGCCGAGCAUGUUUAUGGAGUAUGUUUUCUUUGUUUUGAAUUUUCGAAUUACAUAUCAGGCAUUGACCUCGAACCUGGACGUGAAGGUGGCACCUGGCUGGCUAUUGGUGGUCAUGGUGGUGUAUUUAAAAUAGGUGCACUGCUCAAUUUGACAGGCGAACCAAAACCAAGGAAUGCUGCGGCUACACACCAUAACAUAAUGCACUUCAAUUAUGACAACAAUAAGGCUGAUACAACAGGGAACAACACUCCUACAGUUAACAGACAAUUACCACUGAACAAUGAAAAUUUUUUGUUAGGCCGUGGCAUGAUCGUCUCAAAUUUUGUGUCUUCUACGGAUGAUUGCAAUAUAAAAACUUACAACGCUGAGCUAUUGGCCGAUUGCACCAAGUACAGCGCUUUCAAUUUUGUUUCAAUCGAAAUUGGUGAUGCGAAAAGACACGCUGCAAUAACGCUGUUAAGCAAUUCGCCGCCCACUUUGGAGCAUUUUGUUGAUGGCAAAUGUUAUGGCUUUGGCAACAGUUUGGAUGCCGUGCCCUUUCAGAAAGUCAUCCAUGGACGUCAACGUUUCCAAAACAUUGUUGAGAAUUUCAACAAAAAGCUGUCAAACGUGCCGUUGGAGAAUGCGCAAAUUCUACAAAAUGAAUUAGUGACAAAUUUAAAGAAUUUAUUAAAGUGCAAACAAAAGUUUUGGCCAGAUGCGGAAUUGAAACGACGUGCCCCCAAUUGGGGCGAACACUUGAGUGCGUUGAAUGUGAAUGUGCCGUUAGCGGACUACGGCAGUCGCACACACACCGUUAUACUGAUUGAUGAGCAUAAUAAAAUGCAUUUCUAUGAGGAAACAAUGGCUGGACUAAAUCCCGAGGGUGAAUGGCGACAAACACAUAUUGUAAAACAUUUCUUUCAAAUAUCUUAAGUUGACAACGCGAAAAGGUUACCUUGCUUUGGUGUGGUGCGCUGCUAAUUAGUUCUACGAAACUCAAUGCCUCUUAAUAUAAAUGUUUGUACUCAGGUGUAAUGACUAAAUUUUUUUGUAUAAGGAUCUAACAAAUAGUUGAUAAUAGAAUUGUGUACUUGUGCUUUCAUUGUAGUUAUUUAAAUAAUGAUUUAAAGUUUUAUUUUCUGCCACUGUUUUGAUUUAUAACUCUUACUAAUUAACAAGAUAAUUUUAUUUUACUUUAUAUAUAUACAUACAGUUAGUUUGCGGUUUAUUGCAUUACGUUUUAUUAUUUUAUUAUUUGUAAGACUUGGCGACUCUUUGUUUGACACCUUUCAGCGCGCCUUUGCGUGCACCGUUCACUAUGUUCUUAAACGUGCCUGCAUGUUUUGCGCGUUUUCUGUAAAACAUCAAAAAUAAAUAGCAAAUAAAUAAAAGUAUGUAAAACAAUGAAAUUUA
Molecule: messenger RNA, 1888 nt
Organism: Bactrocera latifrons
Lineage: Eukaryota; Metazoa; Arthropoda; Insecta; Diptera; Tephritidae
Gene: Tango2
Product: transport and Golgi organization protein 2
Exons: 4
Coding region: 371-1408 (345 amino acids)
Biological process (GO): protein secretion; Golgi organization
Cellular component (GO): Golgi apparatus
Source: RefSeq, a predicted model, not a curated record